AUGCAGAUCUCUAGUCUCCUCUCCGAAGAGGAUAAAAAGGCCAAUAUCAUGUCACCGGCAAAGUCCAUUGCCUUUGAACUUCUUCUAGACGAAGGAUCCAAGACAAGAGCACGCAUCCCUCUUCGUGUGGUCUUGAACCCCCAUGACAACAUCGAGUCAAUCAUAACUACCGUCAAGAACUUCUACGGUAUUUAUGAUAACCAUGGUGUGAGCUUUGAAGAUUCGUGGGGCAAUACUCUUAUUGCCUCUUACGAGAAUCUCAAGGCCAACUCCACCGUCUAUGUCCGUAUCGUCGCAGGCGUCCAGCUGCCUUCUGCCACUCAUGCCAACGGUGUUCAUGUUGGUGAGAAUGGUGCAGAGGCUCGGCGUCGACCCAGUCUUGGUGAACCUUUCCAGAUGUUGCCGCCUCAUAUGCGAGAACAGUCACAUUCGCCCUCUCGCCCUUCCUCCCGUCUUGCCUUCAAGCGCAGUAUCUCUCCUACCCAAGGAAGAGGUCGGAGAAGUGGAUCGCAACAAAAGGGAGGGUCACAUACAACCAUUAGUCGAGGUUCUAGUGCCAACGGUAGCUAUUACGAUGACAAUGGCUACAGCGACAGUGAAGCCGGACGCAGUUCCAUCUCAGGAUCUAAACGAGCCAGGAGUGAACAAUUUGCAAGUUCAGACAUCAGUGCUGCUAAUGUCUUGCAAGAUGGUCGACGAGGAGGUGCCAUCUUUGAUAGUAGCACGCUGCCUUUGUUUCUGCCCCCUCAGAUCCCUGUCACGGCAUCCCAGUCCUCCAUAUCCCCUCAACGACGCACACUUCCUCAAGAGGGUGUUUCUCCUUUCCAUCCACCCGCUCAGAAAUUAUGGGGCAAUCAAUCGGUGCCCGUCCUUUCUCCUCAGAGCUAUGGUCAGAAUCCAGGCGCAGCACAAGCCGAAUUCGUUCCGACUGCUGACGUGACGACCCCUGUACCUCAACACGGCCAUCGACUGCGAGAUCGUCAUUCAGCAUAUACUGGAAGAGCGGCCUAUUCCUCUCAUGGAGUCCUCCCCACACCUGAUCCCACCGUGGCCAGUUGCAUAUCUGAUGAAGAUGUUGCUCGCACUUUAAUCGCUCUUGGUGAUGCUUCGAACUACUCACAUGGGCGGACUUCAACUUCGACGGUUGAUGAAACAUUCAGCGGUGUCGCAGAUGCUGCCUCUUCAACUGGAGCUACGAGCGACAGCGAAGAAUACAGCGCCGCAGAGGGAGGCCAACCUAAACAUAGAAAAUACCUUGAAGAGGACGAAGAGUUUGAUAUGGAGGACCCUAAUCAAGAAAACAAUGAUUUCGAAGGACAACCAAAGACGAAGAAAAUCAAGACAAAAAUGCAUGAUGGUCCCACAAAUGGAUAUCGGUCCAAGUCGACCUCAGCCUUGAAGAGUGGCAAGCCAGUCAAGGCUCGUCUCGUCGCCGUGCCGAAGGUGAACAAACCAGCCGCCCAACCCGGUUUGAUGAAGGCACCAUUGGCCCCAGCAUCCAAUGGACAGGCACGCAAGACAUCGGGCUCCAGUCUCAACUUCCAAAAUCCACUCGGUGCAGACGAGGAAGAUUUGUCCUCUAAACCUCGCUGCCAGCGAUGCCGUAAGAGCAAGAAAGGCUGUGAUCGCCAACGUCCUUGUCAACGCUGCAAAGACGCAGGCAUUGGCAUUGAAGGUUGUGUCAGUGAAGACGAAGGCAAUGGACGAAAAGGUCGCUAUGGUCGCCACAUGGGUGUCCCUAUUGUGAAGAAAAGUGAUGACGAUGCCGCCAUUUCAGAUGAUGAGAUGUCGAUACUCAACAGAGCUAUCCUUGGCGAGACUCAUGCGGUCACCCUUGGAGGUAGCCCUGACAAAGGUAAGAAGAGAAAGAGAUGA
This is a messenger RNA of Exophiala bonariae, 1875 nucleotides long. RefSeq lists its product as uncharacterized. Gene Ontology annotation, biological process: regulation of DNA-templated transcription. The transcript has 2 exons. Lineage: Eukaryota; Fungi; Ascomycota; Eurotiomycetes; Chaetothyriales; Herpotrichiellaceae. Gene Ontology annotation, molecular function: zinc ion binding; DNA-binding transcription factor activity, RNA polymerase II-specific. The record is from RefSeq and is a predicted model, not a curated record. Bases 1 to 1875 code for a protein of 624 amino acids.